AUGAAAACCCUCCUCACAAACGACGAUGGCAUCCACGCCCCAGGAAUCGCCGCGCUCCACCGAGCACUCGCAAACCCAGACAACCCCUUCGGAGACAUCUUCACCGUCGCCCCCGCUUCCACACAAUCCGCAACCUCCCACGGCAUCACCUACCACAUCCCCCUCAUGGUCGAAGCCGCAAAGAUCAACAACCAACCCGCACUCGCCGUCGAAGGACGACCCGCAGACUGCACCAAACUCGCUCUCACCAACCUCUACCCAGAACACUUCGGAAGCGCCGCGCAACCCGACAUCGUCAUCUCAGGAAUGAACGCCGGCGCCAACUGCGGCAUCAAUGUCAUCUACUCCGGAACCGUCGCCGCCGCGAUCGAAGCCGCAUUCAUCGGAGUCCCAGCCAUCGCCGUCUCGCUUCAUAUCGAUGGACAAGCACCAGACUGGGACCGCGCCGCACAAGCCGCACGCAAAACAAUCGACACACUCCUCCAAACCGGACUCCCAAACCAGCACGAAGUCCUCUCCAUCAACAUCCCCGCUACCCAGUACCUCAAAGAUGACACCAAAGCCGUCGUCUGCCCGAUGAACACCCACGCACUCGUCGACCAAUACGAAAAGCGCACCACCCCAAAGCAAUCCCCCUACUACUGGUCCACCGCCCACGGCCUCGACUUCCACUCCACAGACACCGGAACCGAUGUCUACGAACUCUUCGAACGAAACAUCACCAUCACCCCCCUGACCUUCGACCUCACAAGACACGACCGAAUCAACUACUGGAACGACCGCAUCAACGGCUAA
This is a messenger RNA of Symbiodinium sp. CCMP2592, 795 nucleotides long. The record is from the annotation of a GenBank genome assembly. NCBI's taxonomy places the organism in Eukaryota, Dinophyceae, Suessiales, Symbiodiniaceae.